CUGCGACUGCCCUGAGUAGCGCAGUCUGUCUGUGUGUGCGUAGUUGUGUGAUAGUGUGUGCCACUGCAUCACAGAUUACACUCACGCUUUGCAACUUUCGGAUUUUAUUACGAUUAGAUCUGAGUAGUGCAUUACCGGGAUGGUUGACUACUACCGUGUGUUGGAAGUGCACAGACAAGCCUCAGUUGCUGAGAUAAAAAAAGCGUACAGGAAAUUGGCGCUGAAAUGGCACCCAGACAAGAACCCCGACAAUCCAGAUGAAGCUAACAAGAAAUUCAAAGAGAUCUCAGAAGCCUACGAAGUCCUAUCAGAUGAUGCCAAGAGGAAGGUUUACGACCAACGAAGUGCGACGCCCAAAGUGUCUACAGCCCGUCCCAACGGCAAGACAUCUUUCAGGAACUAUUUCCAAUUUGAGACACCCUUCGCUCGUUUCUUUGAGAAGAAGAGAAGAGUGUACGACCAGUACGGUAAAGAUGGGCUGAACCAGGACAGAUCUCGCGGCCGCAACAGGCAUCACCAUGACGCUGACUUUGACUUCCACGGCUUUGGUGGUUUCCCCUUCACGUUCAGAGACCCAGAAGACGUCUUCAGAGAAUUCUUUGGCGGGUCACCAUUCCAGGAUUUGUUUGGAGGUCUACCCGAUGAGGGAAUGCAUGGAUCGAGGCAGAGACACUCCCACCCUAGCAGCACACUGAGCACUAGCCUGUUUGGACCCUUUGGCCUCGGACUGGGGCUCGGCUUCGAAGACAUGUUCGGCAACGCCCACGCUGGCUCAGCACAGUUCACAUCCUUCUCCACAUCGUUUGGCUCUGGCGGGGGAAGUAAUCCAGCUGUCAAGCGAACCUCCACAUCAACUAGAUUUAUUAACGGAAAGAAAAUCACUACAAAAAAAGUGCAAGAGAACGGCAAAGAGACAGUUCUUCAAUAUGAAAACGACGUCCUCACUUCAAAGACUGUGAACGGGGUGGCCCAGGCCCUGAAAUACAGUUAGAACCAUCCUCACCUCCAAGUCGCUGUAUUUAUUUGUUAAACUUCAUUAACGGAUAUACUAAAGUCGCAGUUAUGUUUCCGCUGACUUUACUAUUGUAAUAAAUUCAUGUUCUGCCCUGUUGAAUGUUUUGUGUAGACUGAUGAAAUUAUAGAAAUCUACAGAAAGAUACAGUUAAGAUGAAAUAUAUCAGUGUUGUUUGUAAUAUGUAAUUCUCUCAGAUUUGAUCUCAACUAUUAAAGUUUCUUUAUUGGCUUUGUGAGUGUGUACUUAGUUAGCUUGGCACUUACUACUUUAUUGCACUCUCUCAUGUAACGUCAAGUACAUAACAUAGAUAAUUAAUACAGGCAAAUCAAAGUGUGUCGUUAAAUAAAUAUACACAUCAGAAUGUAGAACUACCGUGGAUGAGAAACACAUUUUUAAUAGUAAAUAUUUAACACUUAAUGAGAAAGUUUGUGAAUAGAAGAUAGAAAUAGGGCAGAAUUAGGGCUGAUAAACAUUAAUUGAUUAUAUAUUGCAAUUUUAGAUAAGUUUUAGUAAUUAUUAAGAAAUCGAAAGAAGUAAUACAAUUGUAGCACUGAAUGUUUCCUACACUGAGUUAGUUGAUUUAGGUUCUCUUCACAACGUAAUUUUGUAUAUAUUUGUUUAAGCGUAAGUUUAUUUUUAUAAUGUUUGUUUAAGGUAAGUAGGAACAGUCUGGAUGUACUUUAAUAAGUAACAGUAAUUUUCUUGUCAUUGAAUUUGAAUAUUGUAGAGUAAUAGCUCAACAAGCGUCGUGAUUCAACAUUGAGUACUGUCUCCUAGGUCCGCUAAUACUAGCCAUGUUUGUUUUAUUUAUUUAUUGUAGACUUUUGGAUAAAAUAUGGUUUUGUGUGAGUUUUAGUUUAGUUAUGAUUUAUU
Macrosteles quadrilineatus (aster leafhopper) is the source of this 1888-nucleotide messenger RNA. Its product is annotated as dnaJ homolog subfamily B member 3-like. The record is from RefSeq and is a predicted model, not a curated record. Gene Ontology annotation, molecular function: Hsp70 protein binding. The coding region runs from base 140 to 991 and encodes 283 amino acids. The transcript is spliced from 9 exons. Lineage: Eukaryota; Metazoa; Arthropoda; Insecta; Hemiptera; Cicadellidae.